AUGAUCAAGGAUGUCAAGAUACCACCAAGAUCAAGCGAAUCAAGCGUGCGUCGUGGUUGUCAAGAAGAAGAAAUGGUGCAGCAACCGUUUCAAAGCAUCCCGAACGAGCGUCACUAUGAUCCGUUUGAGCUUCUGCACAUCGACACGUGUGACCCGAUGGAAGCCGACUCGUUAGUUGGAGCCAAGUAA
Molecule: messenger RNA, 189 nt
Organism: Peronospora matthiolae
Lineage: Eukaryota; Oomycota; Peronosporomycetes; Peronosporales; Peronosporaceae
Source: the annotation of a GenBank genome assembly